Molecule: messenger RNA, 1771 nt
Organism: Eupeodes corollae
Lineage: Eukaryota; Metazoa; Arthropoda; Insecta; Diptera; Syrphidae
Product: nudC domain-containing protein 1
Exons: 3
Coding region: 88-1761 (557 amino acids)
Source: RefSeq, a predicted model, not a curated record
CCAUGAAUUGACUUUUUGACACCAAAACACCGCUCCUGCAAACAUUUUGUUCCAUAAAUUCAAUUUUUAAUUUUGUUUUUUAUAACUAUGCCUAAAUUAGUAGAUUUACGACAAGAUCGCAAAUUGAUUCGUCCCAAUUUCGAUGGAUACAAACUGUCCCUGGAUAGUGUGCCAAUUAUACGCCAAGAUCUAGUCGUUCCUCCACUUCGGGCAAUACCAUCAGACGAUCAGUAUUCCUACCUCCAUGCGGAGUUGUUUUCGUUACAGAAUCUUAUAAUUUCUGAUCCCUGGGAUCGUGUAUCUUCGUACUUCGUGAACACACAACAUGAAGUAAUCAGGUGUUCGUAUGAUGUGACUGUAGGGAGACCAAAGCUUAUACAACCCGUCUUUAGAAUACCCAUAGUCGAUCAAUGUGUCAGUGGCGACUAUAAUUGCUCCAUUAAGUUGGUUUCAGAGAAAUUUGCCAUCUUGUGUGAUGGCAUCCAGCAAGUGUACAUCCUAGACACUGGUGACCGUUCCAAAGGAACUGAGUGGAAGAAAAUCUCUUCCUUCACCAUCUCCAAUGACCUACGAAACUUUUCUAUAUUUGACAGUCGAUUGGAUAUGGUAAAUGGCAAUAAAGUUAUUAGUUGUGCUCUAGUAAGGAUUGCCCGUGAUGCAUCGUCACAUUCCCUGCACAUGCACUGGGCUACUCUGAAGCAGAAAGAAAAAGAUCCAUGGACUUUUGAAAUUCACGAUGUCAUAGAAGGCAAAGGUUCACUAUACUAUUGUGCCUUUGAGCCCAAAGCCGAGUGCAUAAUCAUGUCAUCCAAUCGUCCACUGAAAUUCCAGUCGGCAAAUUCUUCAACUGACAUUGAAGCACCGCCUAAAGAUCAUAACGCAGUUCCAAUCCAUUCGUUCACAUGGACACAAACAGAUGACGACAUUACUGUUAAUAUCAAUUCUGAAACUGACGAAGCAGACUUUAAGAUUAAAACGUUAAAAAACCGGCUAAAAGUCGAAUGCAAUGGAACCUGUUUGAUAGACAAAGAACUGUAUGCUUUGAUAGAUGAGUCACUUACAACCUGGACUACGAAAGACAAGAUCUUACAAAUCACGCUUGUUAAGGAGAACUCGUCUGUGGUUUGGCCUUACCUGAUUGAAGGUGGACCACAAGAAACCCUGGAAAACAAUGAUACGAGCUUUCCUUUAGAAAACCAACCAAUUCCAAAUUUGGAAGCACCAAUUGAGGAUUGUGAUUUUCCAAUGGGAACACAAGAUAAUGAAAUUAAAAUUGAACGUCUUGAUCUGCAAUUGAAAAAUGCAACGCACCAAAUUCUCUUGGACAAUAGUCCACCGUUGUUCUCGACAAACUUACGGCCAGGUUUUCCACCAGCCAUAGCAACCCGUCAAGACGUAGACGCUUGUCUCUGGCUACAACAAUACAAUUCCAACAAGACUGGCGAAUGGGGAUUUCGACAUGAGGGUAAUUUACAUGCAUUUGGCUAUGUUCAAGCAUCGAAACAACAAAAAAAAUUCAUGGAUUGUGCCCCCGAUUUGAGUUAUGCAGUCAUUUGUGAAUCACAUCGUCAUGUUUUUCUUUAUAAAUCGAACAAUGACAGUGCCGAUGGUUUGAGGAAUCGCUGCGGGUCACAAGUGAGUUUGGGAAAACAGCAUUUGAUAACAUUAGAAGAUGCCGGCGAGGUUUUGGGCAUUGCGACGCAUAGUGGUGUUAUUACAUUGUUAACUGACAAAUGUGUUCUAUUUUUGCAAAUAAACUAAUAAGUCAUCA